Molecule: messenger RNA, 930 nt
Organism: Trichechus manatus latirostris (Florida manatee)
Lineage: Eukaryota; Metazoa; Chordata; Mammalia; Sirenia; Trichechidae
Product: Putative serine protease 46
Exons: 5
Coding region: 1-930 (309 amino acids)
Biological process (GO): proteolysis
Molecular function (GO): serine-type endopeptidase activity
Source: RefSeq, a predicted model, not a curated record
AUGUCUGGGUGUGAGGAGGGCCUUCUCACGUCUGCCUAUUCUCCUGCCAGAUAUGAGAACAUCCAUAAAGUGCCCUUGUUCGGGGUCUGUGGUCAGACCAACAUCUCCUGCAGGGUGGUGAAGGGGAAGGUGGUGGAGGAAGGCAAGUGGCCAUGGCAGGUGAGCAUCCUGUUUCUGGGCGUGUAUAUCUGCAGUGGCUCCAUCUUCCACGAGCAGUGGGUCCUCACGGCUGCACACUGCUUACAAAGAUCCAGGAACGCAAGCCAGUACUCCGUCAGGGUGGGACACCGAAGCUCCCCUGAAACUGACAUUCAGCUCCCGAUCAAUCACAUCGUGAUCCACAAGAGCUUCAACAAUCUCGCGUCCCAGGACAUUGCCCUCCUGAAGCUCCAGAAUACCAUCUCCUGGUCCCCCAACAUCCAGCCCAUCUGCCUUCCCGAUGCCCAAUACAAGCCACUUCUUGGCUCCAUAUGCUGGGUGAUCGGGUGGGGACAGGUAGGGAAACAAGUGACAUCGACAUCUGCCCCCUACAGUCUUCAGGAGAUAGCUAUCAAGAUCAUUCACAAUGACAUCUGCAAUCAGAGAUAUCGAUUCCUCCUCAAGAGGGGCGAGAAGUUCUUCAUUGGGAAUGACAUGCUGUGUGGCAUAUCACAACGGGCCGUGACCUCUUGUCAGGGUAACUCUGGCAACCCCCUCAUCUGCCAAGUGAACAAGACAUGGAUCCAGGUGGGGUUGGUGAGUUGGGGCUUCAGCUGUGGCCGGUCCCGGUUGCCGAGCAUCUACACCAGCACCUCCCACUUCACCCAAUGGAUCAAGAAUCAGGUCUCCGACGUGAAGUUCUUCAGUCGGGCCAGCCCUGCCUUCUGGAGCCCGGUCUUCCUCACUGGUUACAUUCUGCUGGUCUCUUUGGGUUCCCUGUGGCUCCUGUGA